Messenger RNA from Blepharisma stoltei, 627 nucleotides. The record is from the annotation of a GenBank genome assembly. Lineage: Eukaryota; Ciliophora; Heterotrichea; Heterotrichida; Blepharismidae.
AUGAUGGACUACCCAAUGAAGCGUUCCAGAGUACGACUAACAGUCGCCGACAAGCUCAAUAUUAUUGAAGAAUACGAAGAAACCAACAUAACCCUCCGAGAUUUAGCCGACAAAUACAACAUUGGCCACACCUCUAUCUGUGGAUGGCUUAAAGAGCGUGAAAAGCUAAACCAAUCUGACAACGUCAACGCCCGACGAGUUUCCCGUGAAAAAGUCCUCGACAAACUCGCCAACCAAUCAGCCCCCAGAAGACGAAAAUCCUCAGGCAAAAAACUCAUGAAAAUGAUUUUAAACAGAAACAAAAAAGUGACUGAAGAAAACGAAAAAUUAAAAUCAAAAAUCGAGCAAUUAAAAGAAGAAAUCACUGACGUCAAAGUAGAAUCAAAAAAGGCCAAAAAAGAAGAAAAAAGCACCUUUUUUAUAUAUGCACAGGAGCUAAGCACAGGGGAAAGGAAAAAAAUCAAGAUAAAAGAAAGUGAUACGGUGGAGGAGCUGAAGAAAAAAAUUAAGGAAGAAUACCCUUCGGAGAACGAUAGGAUAGUGUUCGCCAUUCAAGAAAUGAACGAUGACACUAAAAAAGUUGGGCAUUAUAGUGUGAAAAAUAAGUCUACAGUUAUGAUAAUUUAA